Messenger RNA from Lutra lutra (Eurasian river otter), 3197 nucleotides. It is a transcript of the gene HNRNPA3, whose product is annotated as heterogeneous nuclear ribonucleoprotein A3. The record is from RefSeq and is a predicted model, not a curated record. The coding region runs from base 85 to 1218 and encodes 377 amino acids. The transcript has 11 exons. Gene Ontology annotation, molecular function: RNA binding. NCBI's taxonomy places the organism in Eukaryota, Metazoa, Chordata, Mammalia, Carnivora, Mustelidae.
AGCGCGUCACGUGAUGACUAGCCCCGCCUCUUCCUCUCGGUCCCAUAUUGAACUCGAGUUGGAAGAGGCGAGUCCGGUCUCAAAAUGGAGGUAAAACCGCCGCCCGGUCGCCCCCAGCCCGACUCCGGCCGUCGCCGCCGCCGCCGGGGGGAGGAGGGCCAUGAUCCAAAGGAACCAGAGCAGUUGAGAAAACUGUUUAUUGGUGGUUUGAGCUUUGAAACUACAGAUGAUAGUUUAAGAGAACAUUUUGAAAAAUGGGGUACACUUACAGAUUGUGUGGUGAUGAGAGACCCCCAAACAAAACGUUCCAGGGGUUUUGGUUUUGUGACUUACUCUUGUGUUGAAGAGGUGGAUGCAGCAAUGUGUGCCCGACCACACAAGGUUGAUGGGCGUGUAGUGGAACCAAAGAGAGCUGUUUCUAGAGAGGAUUCUGUAAAGCCUGGUGCCCAUCUAACAGUGAAGAAAAUUUUUGUUGGUGGUAUUAAAGAAGAUACAGAAGAGUAUAAUUUGAGAGACUACUUUGAAAAGUAUGGCAAGAUUGAAACCAUAGAAGUUAUGGAAGACAGGCAGAGUGGAAAAAAGAGAGGAUUUGCUUUUGUAACUUUUGAUGAUCAUGAUACAGUUGAUAAAAUUGUUGUUCAGAAAUACCACACUAUUAAUGGGCAUAAUUGUGAAGUGAAAAAGGCCCUUUCUAAACAAGAAAUGCAGUCUGCUGGAUCACAAAGAGGUCGUGGAGGUGGAUCUGGCAACUUCAUGGGUCGUGGAGGAAACUUUGGAGGUGGUGGUAACUUUGGCCGUGGUGGAAACUUUGGUGGAAGAGGAGGCUAUGGUGGUGGUGGUGGUGGCAGCAGAGGUAGUUACGGAGGAGGUGAUGGUGGAUAUAAUGGAUUUGGAGGUGAUGGUGGCAACUAUGGUGGUGGUCCUGGUUACAGUAGUAGAGGAGGCUAUGGUGGUGGACCAGGAUAUGGAAACCAAGGAGGUGGAUAUGGAGGUGGUGGUGGAGGAUACGAUGGUUACAAUGAAGGAGGAAAUUUUGGAGGUGGUAACUAUGGUGGUGGUGGGAACUAUAAUGAUUUUGGAAAUUAUAGUGGACAACAGCAAUCAAAUUAUGGACCCAUGAAGGGGGGCAGUUUUGGUGGAAGAAGCUCGGGCAGUCCCUAUGGUGGUGGUUAUGGCUCUGGUGGUGGAAGUGGUGGAUAUGGUAGCAGAAGGUUCUAAAAAAUUUUCAGAAGAAAAGGGCUACAGUUCUUAGCAGGAGAGAGAGCGAGGAUUUGUCAGGAAAGCUGCAGGUUACUUUGAGACAGUCGUCCCAAAUGCAUUAGAGGAACUGUAAAAAUCUGCCACAGAAGGAACGAUGAUCCAUAGUCAGAAAAGUUACUGCAGCUUAAACAGGAAACCCUUCUUGUUCAGGACUGUCAUAGCCACAGUUUGCAAAAAGUGCAGCUAUUGAUUAAUGCAAUGUAGUGUCAAUUAGAUGUACAUUCCUGAGGUCUUUUAUCUGUUGUAGCUUUGUCUUUUUCUUUUUCUUUUCAUUACAUCAGGUAUAUUGCCCUGUAAAUUGUGGUAGUGGUACCAGGAAUAAAAAAUUAAGGAAUUUUUAACUUUUCAAUAUUUGUGUAGUUCAGUUUUUCUACAUUUUAGUACAGAAACUUUAACAAAAUGCAGUUUUGAAGGUGUUUCCUUGUGAGUUAACAAGUAAAGAAGAUCAUUGUUAAUUACUAUUUUGUAUGAAUUUUGCUAAAGUUAACUGUAAAGAAACACCUGCUGACUUGCAGUUUAAGGGGAAUCUAUUCUCCGCAUUUCCAAACCAUGAAAUGAAUGGGCUCUGACAUGUGGAGAGAAUAGAUAAUUUGUAUGUUUGCAAUGUGUGUUUUAGAUAAAUAGAAUUGGGUAUUUAAAUUAGCAUACUUGUGAAUUUAAUAGCAUUAAGAUUUACCUUCAAAUGAAAAAAAUCUCAAAAUUCCUAUUUGGUUUUUGUGCAUUUUCUUUCAAAAUGUAAUUAUAUGAUUUUAGUGUGUUAGUUUUGCUAAGAGUCCUAGCCAUGUUUAGUACAUCUCCAUUCUACAUUUCACCUUGGUCACAUGUGAACUGCCAUAGUUUUAUUUGGAUGUAAAGAAUGUCUACUGCCCUUUGUUUAAAUUCUGGAAAGGGGCAGUGGAUGUUUUCCCUUUCACUUAAAAACCAUUCUUAAAAAUUUAAAAAUACAGGACCACUAAGCGUGCUGUGUCUGAGCAAAUUAGUGGCUACCAUUUUUUUUUUUCUUCCCGUUUUCAAAGCACAAGAGGCCCAUAAAUCUUCAGUUAUUUUCCUUGGUUUGAUAUAUAUAUUUUUUUGAUACAAGCUUUCAGAAGCAAGAGAAUAAAAAUCAUGCAUUGUUGAACCCUUAACUGGCUGGCAUGCUUUCCUGUUUGUACCCUCUCUAUUGGAUAAAACCAAGGACAGUCUAGAUAAAAUCCUAAAUGAUUUCACUGCAGUAGAAGUGUAGCACAGUUGCUUAGUACAAGCUUCUCACUUUCCCACAGAACUGAAUUCAAAGUUGAAUAGUCUGAGUUCUUGCUCACUUAAAAUCCAAAAGAACACACUGUUAAUCCAUGUGUAUGCUUGAACCUGAAUCGUGUUGGUAUGAGUUAACAGUUUGGUUUGGAAGACCUUGGUUGAGAAGAGUUUCAGAUAAGGUCAUAUAUAAACACCAAUGUCUACUGUUUUGCGCCAGCUAGUGCUUACAAUUUCAUUCGAGCCCUAAGUUAUGUGCUCUGCUGUUCUCUUUCUUUGGCAGUUGAACGUUGAAUUCAAGAUUAUUUUUGUUUUCAGAAGUACUAAGCAAAACAAGCAAUAAAAAGGGGAAUGGGGCGUGCUAGUGUUUGAAUAUGCUCUCUUGUUGCUCUAAUUCUGUGCCUCUGUGCAUUAUUAAUAUUUGGAUGCAUGCAAUGCCAGCAUGGAAAUCGGUCUUCACAGAUACUGCAGUUUUCCAGAAAACACUCACAAACCAAUAAAUGUAACAGACAACAUUCCAUUUGUUAAUGGACAUAUGUGAAUAAGCAGCGUAGAAAAUAGGCUAAUAUUAGAAAAUGGUUAAGUCUUUAACAACUUCAAAUGUGGUUAUAUAAAUGGACACUGUCAAUGUUCAUAACUUAAACCUGGGUACCUGGUCAAAGUACUGCUUGGGAAACAUUUUAUUAAAAUUGAGCUAAAUUGUC